AUGCAGCGACGCUGGCGACACAAACGAGACCCGUUGCCGUGCAAGUUUGCGUCCUGGAGCCCGCGCCGGCUAGAGUGCGAUAUAUGCGGUGGCUUCCAGGAACUCAGGUCAUUUUCGCUUCUGAACCGGGCAGAAAACAUCGACAAAGGGCGGCAACGCCAAUGUCUCGGCUGCGAAGGAGCCGUGCAGCUGUGCGAGCACGUCCACCUCUCCUGGGCCACCAUCCAGGACCACAUCACGUCGUAUUGGCAAGGGCAGCUUUUGACGGGAAGGCUGGGAACAUGGCAGGCCUGCUUCGACAGCUUUGACUUUGUCUGCCACGAUCCCAGCCACGAUAGACGCUGCACGGCCGCAGGCGAGCCGACGUAG
Molecule: messenger RNA, 369 nt
Organism: Grosmannia clavigera kw1407
Lineage: Eukaryota; Fungi; Ascomycota; Sordariomycetes; Ophiostomatales; Ophiostomataceae
Exons: 1
Coding region: 1-369 (122 amino acids)
Source: RefSeq, a predicted model, not a curated record